Cyphellophora attinorum is the source of this 582-nucleotide messenger RNA. RefSeq lists its product as uncharacterized. The transcript has a single exon. The coding region runs from base 1 to 582 and encodes 193 amino acids. The record is from RefSeq and is a predicted model, not a curated record. Lineage: Eukaryota; Fungi; Ascomycota; Eurotiomycetes; Chaetothyriales; Cyphellophoraceae.
AUGGCAGACUAUAAUCCACCGACUGGACCUCCUCCGCCGAAGGACGGCAUGAAAGACGGCGCACCACCAUCAUACCCACCUCAAGUCCACCACGACGCGGGUCCCUACUAUCCCCCAAACUCAAGUCAAUCACCAGCGCCGGGUCCAGUGGGCCAAGUUGGCACGUACCCUCCAGCGCAACAACCCUACAGUGGUAACUUUGGCCAACCGCCUCAAGAAUUCUACGGCGAUCAGAACAGAGGAUGGGGCAGCCAGCCUCAGGGCUAUGGUCCGCCUCAAGGCUACGGUCCAGGACCUCAGCAAGGAAUGUAUUAUGGACCUCCAGGACCCGGGUAUGGUCCGCCUCAAGGAGGGUACUAUCCACCACAAGAUCGACGUGAUGGCGGUGGGGCAGGCGCUGGUAUUUGCGCAGGUAUAAUGGGUGCUUUGGCUUGCUGUAAGUACAAACCCGGACAAGGAGCGACGGCAGGUGUCAACGUUGCACGUUUGGCGCAGUCCGCUAACGAUGUUCUUUCCAGGUUGUUGUCUCGAUAUCCUGUUCUAAUGGCAGGAGGCUACGCAGAGAGAACUGCUGGGUUAUGA